This is a messenger RNA of Saccharomycodes ludwigii, 1545 nucleotides long. RefSeq names its product chromatin-binding/pre-rRNA-processing protein IPI3 (gene IPI3). Lineage: Eukaryota; Fungi; Ascomycota; Saccharomycetes; Saccharomycodales; Saccharomycodaceae. Gene Ontology annotation, cellular component: nuclear pre-replicative complex. The transcript has a single exon. Gene Ontology annotation, biological process: DNA-templated DNA replication; rRNA processing. Bases 1 to 1545 code for a protein of 514 amino acids. Gene Ontology annotation, molecular function: protein binding. The record is from RefSeq and is a predicted model, not a curated record.
AUGGAAGAAGAAAUCAUUUUUAGUACCAAAACAGCAAUAACACAUAGUUAUUUGCAUUCUACAUUGGAUCAAUUUCAAUAUAAACAAUCAACAACAUCUACUUUCAAUUCGAUAGCUUUAAUUGAGGCUCCUGGAUCCCACAAGUCAAAUUAUCUUUUUGUUAAUCAACCGGGAAAAGCAGUUAUUAAUGUAUACAACAUUAAAAAAGAGGGUGUUGAACAAAGGUUACCCGUUGUUGAUGCAAUGGAAUGUACUUGUAUUUUGACCAAAUCAUACAAAUUGAUAACAAGUAGUAAAACUGCAUUAUAUAUCUGGGAUUUGGCCAAUGGUUUGUUAUUAAAUUGUAUUAAACUAGCGCAUUAUCAAAAAAUCAAUAAAAUUAUCCCCUUUCAAAAUGAGAAAUAUAUAGUUACUUGUAGUGAAGACUCUACAUUAAAGGUGUGGGAAGUAUCAGAGUUGUUACGAGCCGAUGCUUAUGAUAAUGACAAAGUUAAAUGUUAUUGGAUGAGUAAGGAUCAUAAUUUGGGUAUUACGGAUGUCGUAGUCAUUGGAGACUCCAAUGUGUUCACAUCUUCUAAGGAUCAGACUAUUAGAUGCUAUAAGUGGGAAAAAAUACUUGAAAUUGACGACCGUGCUACUAAUUCCGAUACCAAUAGAUUUGGCUUAUCUUUGAAGUUAACUUAUAGUUGUUCAAAACCGGUUUAUAGUAUUAUUGUGGAUUCGGCCAUAAGAUGUAUCUAUGCUGGUAUGCUUGAUGAAGUAAUUAGUAUUCCAGUAAUAUAUAAGCUUGAGGGUGAUAGUGUUAAUAAUGGCGUUACUAAAUACGUUAAUUUAUUAAAUUCUAAUAAUAAUGCACCCUCUACUCAAAAUGUUUAUUCCUGUAUUGCUCCUAGUAGUAUUAAAAGCCUUAAGACCUCAGAUAUUUUACAGAAAUUCCAAAUGAAUCAAGUCAUAGUUGGUAUGGUGAUUCAUGGCGUUAAAGCGGAUAAAUUGAACAUUAAUAUGGACUGUACUAUUUUAUUAGUUGGAGAUAGUAACACGGGUAAAUUAAUCUGUUUGGAUACCUAUUCCAAACAAGUUUUAAAAGAGAUCAAUAGUGGGGGUAAUAUAAAUGAAUUUACCAAUAUCAUUAUUAAACCAGUAGUAAAAGCUGCAAACUUGGGUAAUACGUCCACUUCUAAUAAUGGACAUGAUAAUUGGAAAUUUCCCAACUUACAAAGGAGUGUUGCAACUUCAAAUGACAACCAUGACUUAAUAUGGAAAAAUAAUACAUUAGGCUCGAAGGAAGAAGAAUAUAUUAUCGAUACCAAAAAGAAUUUGCUGUUGGAUGAUUUUGAAAGAUAUUUAAAUGAUUUUGUGCGUACGGAUGAACAUCUAUUUCAUCAAUUGGAUAAUGUAAAAACACACAACAUUUUACAAUUUGACCAUACUGCUCCUAAUACCAAUUCGAGUAAGGAUCAAGAAAUUGCUGACCUUAAAGAAACUGUUAAAAAAUUAACAUCGGCUUACAAAGAUUUAAGGGAAUUGUAUGAGCUUCCUAAAUAG